UUGACUUUACGAAUCCACCAACUGGGAUGAGUUACAGCUACGGCGCUUUGGAAGGCACUUUAAAAAGUGCGAAAAGUCAAAAUGUUGAAAAGGCUAACGAAAAAGAUACGGAAAGUGUUAAGGGUUUAAGUUUAUUUUCUGCAACUCUCUUCAUUGCUGGGGAAAUGGCUGGAAGUGGUGUGUUGGCGUUACCAAGGGCUGUAGUUAAUACAGGUUACAUAGGCAUUCUACUCCUCGUAUUUUUUUGCAUAAAUGCAGCAUAUGGAGGAGUAAGAUUGGGAAAUUGUUGGAAUAUAAUAGAGCAGCGAUAUCCGGAACAUAGAAUUGACACCAGAAAUCCGUAUUCUGUUAUUGCCUUAAGGGCUGUUGGCAAGUUUGGUAGCUCACUGGUUUCACAUUGCAUACGAUUUACUCUUUUUGGAGCUGGAACUGUCUAUCUUUUAUUAUCCUCGCAAAUAAUACAAGCUCUCAUCGGAAACGUUCUGUCUAAUGUCAGUUCCUGUUCAUAUUUUUUUGUCAUAGCAUUAUGUGUGAUUUUACCGAUGUGGCUAGGUUCUCCCAAGGAGUUCAGCCUAGUGGGAUGGGGCGCUAUUUUGUCUUCAAUAAUAGCUUGCAUUCUAUUCACUAUUCAAAUUGCCUUGGAUGCAAGAGAUAACAUUAGGACGGUAAAACAUAACAUCCAUGGCUUCCACGACUUCUUUUUAUCUUUUGGGACUCUACUAUUUGCCUUUGGAGGUGCCUCGACGUUCCCCACCAUUCAGAAUGACAUGCGAAACAAAAAACAGUUCUCAUCAAGUGUCACGAUCGCCUUUAUCAUUAUAAUGAUUCUUUACGUCCCCAUCACAGUUGGAGGAUUCUUUGUGUAUGGUGAAGAAGUUAGUGCUAACGUAACAUUAUCACUGUCUGCAAGCCUCUUGGUUCACAUAGGAAAUAUACUAAUGGCAAUUCAUUUAGUGUUCGCCUUCUUAAUAGUUAUGAAUCCAGUUUGUCAGGAUGUGGAGGAAACAUUCGACAUCCCCAAAGAUUUUAAUUGGAAGAGGUGUCUUAUAAGAACAAUUAUCGUAUUGCUGAUGAUAAUAGUAGGAGAAUCAGUUCCACAGUUUGGAAAAAUUCUUUCAUUAGUCGGAGGAUCCACCAUAACCCUGUUGACGUUUGUGUUUCCACCGCUAUUUUAUAUGAAAUUAUGUGAUAAGAUUAGCCCCAACUGGGAAAAAAGGUUUAUACCUCUUUACGAAAGAGUCUACAUUUGGGAACUCAUAAUAAUUGGAAUAGUAGGAGGGUUUGUCUCCACAUUUAGUGCUAUUAACGAUAUAUUUGGCGACUCUUUUACAACACCGUGCUACUGGAUAAAAUGAGCCAUUGCGUUUUUCGAAAAUUUUCGAAAAUAUGUGUUACUUUUACAUCUUUUUUCGAUUAAGGAAUAAUGUCUAAGUGUUUCAUAAUAAUUAUGAGUUGCUAAAAUCAGAAUGUAUGCAUAUUUCUAAUGUAAACAUAGUAUCGAUUAAGUAUUUAAAUAUCGACCUACCUUACUUUUUAUUUAUGUAAACAUUAAUUAGUUUCAAUUUUAUCGCUGUAUCGAUAAAACAAUAAAUAAAACACUAAGAAUAAGAAAAUUAUGUAUAUAUUAACAGUGUAUAUGUGUGUGCAUUAAA
Anoplophora glabripennis (Asian longhorned beetle) is the source of this 1652-nucleotide messenger RNA. Its product is annotated as amino acid transporter AVT1J-like. The record is from RefSeq and is a predicted model, not a curated record. The transcript is spliced from 8 exons. Gene Ontology annotation, molecular function: L-alanine transmembrane transporter activity; L-proline transmembrane transporter activity. Gene Ontology annotation, biological process: L-alanine transport; amino acid transmembrane transport. Lineage: Eukaryota; Metazoa; Arthropoda; Insecta; Coleoptera; Cerambycidae. Bases 27 to 1355 code for a protein of 442 amino acids. Gene Ontology annotation, cellular component: vacuolar membrane.